AUGAGCGGCGUUACCAGAUCAGGCGCUGAAUACUACGACAUCCACCUCGGUUUCUGGACCAACUGGAAAUAUGACAAGGUUCGAGGUGCAACGGUGACGAUGACACAGGAAAGCGGAGGUCUUCUCAUCGCCUUCCUGGCCAUCUUCAUCGGCGCCACUGGUAAAGGUCUUUGGCGCGUUUUGUGCCUGCUCCUUCAUCGUUACUUCUCGUCCGCGGAGAUGAAGGACGGCGUGCACCACCAGAGACAGCUGGUCCUUCGAAAUACUGAGACUCCACCGGCUGCUUUGCUGCAGUUGAUCAUGAUCACCCAUGCCUGGAAGGGCCGUGGCGGACGUCCAUUUCUAAGCAACAGUGGAAUAUUCCUUCUGGCAGCCGUCAUCUGGGGAGCUUUUAGUAUUGCAGGUAUCUUUUCCUCUCGUGUGACAACGCAGACGGCGAAUGAGGUUCUCCUCACGGGAAAAGAUUGCAAUAUUAUCAACGCGCCUGAUAACAUGAGUGUGGUGGAAUGGGGUAUCGUCACUCAGCCUUGGCUUAGUUCGAGAGCUACGGCAUACCUCAAUUAUGCACAGCAGUGCUAUACCAACGCCGAGAAUUCAGAGGACUGUCAGCAAUAUGUGAAACCUAAACUCCCCCUAAAGGUCACCCGGGAUCCAUCCUGUCCGUUCGAUAGCAAGAUGUGCAAGGUUGGCUCUCUAACUAUCGACACUGGAUUCCUUAGCAGUAACCACGAUCUCGGAAUCAAUCUGGGUCCAAAAUCGGAGUUCCAAAUCAGGAUUGUCGAUCAAUGUGCACCGCUCGUGUCUCAGGGAUAUCGUUCCAUCCACAACCAGACUUCCUUCCCAGAUAUCCCCGUAGCACGUUAUCACUAUGGUACUGCGAAGAAGUCCAACGGCACGUUAGAUUACAUCUACCAAGUAGCUACAAACUUCUCGUCGAGAAAAUUUGACCAGUUCGACGUAAAUCGUAACCCGAAAGAAGAUUAUCAACUUGGUGUACAACGCUACCUUGCUCGAGUAACCGAUGCUGUCCGAAACACAAAUGCGAUUGAGUUGAUCCCUGAGCUACAGCGUACGGACGCAGACACUUCGAUAUACUUCUUGUCGGCGCCUGGAAUCAACUACGUGAAACCUGUCGAUGACGCAUGGUACUCGGCACACACACCUAAGAUCUUCAGAACUGUAACGGGAUCUAAUAUCACGCUGUACGGUCAAGAUGAACCGGCCAGUGCGUUGGGCUGUAUCCAUCAGGCCCAGGUCUGCAACCCCAACGCACCAGAGAAAGAUCGAUGUCUCCCACUUGCCGGUAUCGCCAGUGGCACAUUACAAAAAUUCCCUGCGUUGUGGGCCAAUGGCACAGCAGAGCAAGAAAUGCUUGCCUGGAUUCAACGAAUAUUCUACAGUCGCUAUCUUUUCGCCAACUCGAUCAUCAGUAAAGCUGGCAUUUCGUCCCUGUCGGCGCGCUUCAACGCCGGCUUCGAAGUAACAGGGCCACUUCCAGAUGACCAGUGGGAAAAUGAAGUCCUUCGAUGGGCGGGUGCAGCUAGCACAAGCUUGCAGGCUCAGUUCGUAGAGACGGCCAUGGGUUCGAGGAAGCAGCUUCCAGAUAGUGUUGUCAUUGCCCCUACGAGUGAUCAUGCGCGAAAGGUCUGCCAAAGCCAACGUAUCAUGAGCACCCGGUACGCGUCCUUCAGCGUCUUAGGUAUUUCGCUCAUCGUAGGCAUUGGGGGCAUUAUCAUCCUACUCGAUAUGUUCCUCGAACUGUUGCUCGAUUACUUCCAGCGGAAGAAUGUUCGUCACAACUACUCCCGCCUCGAAUGGAAAGCGAACUCUACACUUCAACUGCAUCGUAUGGCGCACGAAGUAGCACAUUCCGGCACGUGGUCGAAGGCGACAGAUGCUGUGCCAGUGACGCUACCUGGUGAGGCAUUGGCGGCAGUGGACAUUACAGAUGUCAAGCAUCCAAUAAUAGGUAGUGUAUUGGGGGGCCAGAGACAUCAUGGACCAUCCAGACAGAGUACAGGAAGGACAUAUGAUGAAGCUGGGAAGGAAGAUGAGGCGGAGAAAGGAGGGAUUAGACAUUCUGUGACUGGCCUCACAGAUUCUCCUCCCAUUUCUCCGUUAGAUGAACGUGACGAAAGAUUGAGAUGAUGCUAAGAUUUAAUGAUAGCAAAGUGUUAG
Molecule: messenger RNA, 2178 nt
Organism: Aaosphaeria arxii CBS 175.79
Lineage: Eukaryota; Fungi; Ascomycota; Dothideomycetes; Pleosporales
Exons: 4
Coding region: 1-2148 (715 amino acids)
Source: RefSeq, a predicted model, not a curated record